AUGUCGUCCUCAUACUCAACCUGGUUCCGAAAGGGCGUCGACCCUGGAACUAUUAUCGCUCUUGAUCACCCCCGCCCUUCCCAGUGGAAGAUCCUCGAGAAGCUGAACGAGUAUAACUCUCAGGUCCACAAGGGGGAACACGAUGCCUCCGGUUGCCGUUCUUUCGCCUCCGCUAAACUCCUAUGCUGCUCUUUCGACCGAGUCUUGCCACUGGACGAGACAACCGUCGAUGCGAUUGGUAGCGACAUGAUGAAGUUGUGGAAGGUUUGA
Messenger RNA from Penicillium daleae, 270 nucleotides. RefSeq lists its product as uncharacterized. NCBI's taxonomy places the organism in Eukaryota, Fungi, Ascomycota, Eurotiomycetes, Eurotiales, Aspergillaceae. The coding region runs from base 1 to 270 and encodes 89 amino acids. The record is from RefSeq and is a predicted model, not a curated record. The transcript is spliced from 2 exons.